AUGGAAGGACCGCUAAAUACAAAGAACAAGAAGACACACUUAAAGACAAAGAGCAAGAAGACACACUUAAAGACAAAGAGCAAGAAGACACACUUAAAGACAAAGAGCAAGAAGACAAAACUUAAAGACAAAGAGCAAGAAGACACACAUAAAGACAAAGAGCAAGAAGACACACUUAAAGACAAAGAGCAAGAAGACACAUUUAAAGACAAAGAGCAAGAAGACACACUUAAAGACAAAGAACAAAGAGCUAGAAGACACUUAAGACAAAGAGCAGAAGACACACUUAAGACAAAAAGAGCAAGAAGACACACACAAAAGACAAAGAGCAAGAAAGACACACACAAAGACAAGAGCAAGAAGACACAUGAAGACAAAAGAGCAAGAAAGACACACUUAAAGACAAAAGAGCAAGAAGACACACUUAAAGACAAAGAGAGCAGAAAGACACACAUAAAGAGACAAAAGAAACGAAAGACACACUUAGGAACAAAAGAGCAAGAAGACACACUUAAAGACAAAAGAGCAAGAAGACACUUAAAGACAAAAGAGCAAAGAAGACACCUUAAGACAAAAGAGCAAGAAGACACCUUGGUGCAAAAGAGCAGAAAGACACACUUAAAGACAAAGAGCAAGAAGACACACUUAAAGACAAAGAGCAAGAAGACACUCUUAAAGACAAAGAGCAAGAAGACACAUUUAAAGACAAAGAGCAAGAAGACACACUUAAAGACAAAGAGCAAGAAGACACACUUAAAGACAAGGAGCAAGAAGACACUCUUAAAGACAAAGAGCAAGAAGACACACUUAAAGACAAAGAGCAAGAAGACACACUUAAAGACAAAGAGCAAGAAGACACACAUAAAGCCAAAGAGCAAGAAGACACACUUAAAGACAAAGAGCAAGAAGACACACUUAAAGACAAAGAGCAAGAAGACACACUUAAAGACAAAGAGCAAGAAGACACUCUUAAAGACAAAGAGCAAGAAGACACUCUUAAAGACAAAGAGCAAGAAGACACACUUAAAGACAAAGAGCAAGAAGACACACUUAAAGACAAAGAGCAAGAAGACACUCUUAAAUACAAAGAGCAAGAAGACACUUUUAAAGACAGUAAAGAGCAAGAAGACACUCUAA
Messenger RNA from Homarus americanus (American lobster), 1137 nucleotides. Its product is annotated as DNA ligase 1-like. The transcript has 3 exons. NCBI's taxonomy places the organism in Eukaryota, Metazoa, Arthropoda, Malacostraca, Decapoda, Nephropidae. The record is from RefSeq and is a predicted model, not a curated record. The coding region runs from base 1 to 1137 and encodes 378 amino acids.